Messenger RNA from Lolium rigidum, 967 nucleotides. RefSeq names its product (DL)-glycerol-3-phosphatase 2-like. Gene Ontology annotation, molecular function: sn-glycerol 3-phosphatase activity. Gene Ontology annotation, biological process: glycerol biosynthetic process. The transcript is spliced from 6 exons. The record is from RefSeq and is a predicted model, not a curated record. Lineage: Eukaryota; Viridiplantae; Streptophyta; Magnoliopsida; Poales; Poaceae. Bases 53 to 793 code for a protein of 246 amino acids.
ACCGGUCAGGCGAGAUUCGCACAGAAAUUCCCCAGAUCUCUCUCGCGCGCCAAUGGCAUCGAUGGACUCCGGCGAGGGGCAGGCAGCGCCGGUUCCGGUGCCUGCGCCGAGGGCCACCGUCACGCACGUCAUCUUCGACAUGGACGGGCUCCUGCUAGACACGGAGGGGUUCUACACGGAGGUUCAGGAGAAGAUCCUCGCGAGGUACGGCAAGGUAUUCGACUGGUCCCUCAAGGCCAAGAUGAUGGGCAAGAAGGCCACGGAGUCGGCGCGCAUCUUUGUGGACGAGUGCGGCCUCACUGGCCUGCUCACUCCGGAGCAGUUCCUCGAGGAGCGCGAGAGCAUGCUGCAGGAGCUCUUCCCCUCCUGCGUCAUUCUCCCUGGGGUGCUACGCUUGAUUCAUCAUCUCCAUGCAAACAAAAUACCUAUCUGUGUUGCGACAGGAUCCCAUAAACGUCAUUUUGCACUGAAGACACAGAACCACCAGGAAAUGUUUGCCCUGAUGCAUCACGUUGUUAUGGGGGAUGAUCCAGAGGUGAAGGCUGGCAAGCCAUCUCCUGAUAUUUUCCUUACUGCCAUGAGGAGGUUUGAGGGUAAUGUAGAACCCAGUAACUGCUUGGUAUUUGAAGAUGCACCAUCAGGUGUAGGAGCAGCUAAGAAUGCUGGAAUGUAUGCGGUGAUGGUUCCAGAUCUGAGGCUGGAUGUUUCAUACCACAAACAAGCUGACCAAGUUCUCAGUUCCCUGUUGGAUUUCAAUCCGACCGAAUGGGGGUUGCCACCUUUUACAGAGUAGCGAAAUUUAUUUUGAUGACUAGGUUGUUCAAGUGAGCACAAAAUUUGCAGGGCAAUUUAAUUCUCAAAGCUAGAGUUGUGGUUAGGGUAAGUGGUAACCUUGGAGCAUUCUUGCUGUGUAUGAUCUGGUGACAGUAAAUUGAUGCAUACUUCAAUAAAGAAUUUCCCGUCAACA